This is a messenger RNA of Ostrea edulis (European flat oyster), 2841 nucleotides long. Its product is annotated as rho GTPase-activating protein 8-like. The coding region runs from base 198 to 1691 and encodes 497 amino acids. NCBI's taxonomy places the organism in Eukaryota, Metazoa, Mollusca, Bivalvia, Ostreida, Ostreidae. Gene Ontology annotation, cellular component: cytoplasm. The transcript has 16 exons. The record is from RefSeq and is a predicted model, not a curated record. Gene Ontology annotation, biological process: small GTPase-mediated signal transduction; negative regulation of endocytic recycling. Gene Ontology annotation, molecular function: GTPase activator activity.
GGUACAACAACUACAAUGAUUUUUCAAACCGGAUGUUGACAUUCCGCCCAGAAAGUAGGAAUAAUCGAUCAUUGAAUUCAUUGGACAAGAGUCAAGUCUCUAACAUACGAUGAAUUAAUUAUUGCAAUCAGAAGAUCAACACUAUAUUUGAAACCAUGGUUUAGAAGUUUCUGCCUACGAGAAAUAUACCGACCCUAAUGGCAGAGCAAGGUUUGGACCAAGCUGAGGGAGCUCUCAAUGAUGAGGCCCUUUUUGAAAAUGACGAACAAGAUUUAGAAUUUGACGAAAGUGGCCUUGAGCUCGCAGCUAAAGAAGCUGACCUCGAUUAUGAAGCUGAACUGGAAGGACAUUUCCUCAAUGAAAACUACAGCUUGCCAGACAAUUGGGAAUCUGGUAAAGCAAUUCUGCCAACAAUCACAGAUUGGAGUACCUCGGAAUUAACAAGGGAGGGAGCCGAUGGCCCCGCCCCCUUCCGUAGUGGUGCCAUCACUCCUGAUGGACUUAUUGACGAGGAUUUCGAGGCAGAGAUAGGGACCCCGUCUUUAAAUAAAUAUUUCCAGGAUGAUGAAGAAACAGACGUGGAGUUUCAAGAUAUUGCGGAUCACAAAAUUUUGGAGGUGGCAGGAGAUGACCUCUAUGGUAGAAAGGUCAUUGUUUUUGCAGCUUGUAAGUUGCCUCCGAGUACACAAAUAAACCAUCAACGUUUACUAGAAUACAUGAGGCAUGUUCUGGAUCAGUAUGUAGAAAAUGACUACGUUAUAGUCUACUUUCAUUUUGGAUUAACCAGUAAAAAUAAACCGAAACUCUCCUGGUUGAUACAGAUUUAUAAGGAACUUGAUCGCAAAUACAAGAAGAAUCUCAAGGCCUGGUACAUAGUUCAUCCAACCAACUUUAUAAAAAUCCUCUGGAAUCUGUUUAAACCUUUCAUAAGUGUGAAGUUUGGGAGGAAGAUAAUGUACAUGAACUAUCUUCAUGAGCUGAAGGAACAUCUACAUUUCGAUCAACUGGUAGUACCUCCCCUUGUGUUGCAGCAUGAUGCGAAACUGGUGGCCUCCAACAAGCCGAAGUAUCCUUAUAGUAAAGAUGGCACUGAUGCUGGUACCCUGCCCACUCAGCAGUAUGGAGUCUCACUGCACCAUGUAAAGGCCCACUAUGGCUGUGUCAUUCCUCCAGUGAUACAACAGACUGUGGACUAUCUCAGGCAGAAUGCACUUGAUAUUGAGGGAAUAUUCAGAAGAUCUGCUAAUGCUGUCAACUUAAAAGCUGUACAGAAGAAAUUUAACAAUGGUGAGACUAUUGAUUUUGCCGCAGAGGGGGACGAACACAUUCCAGCAGUGGCAUUAAAAAUCUUCCUUCGGGAUCUUCAGGAACCACUUUUGACCUUUGACCUCUAUCAGCCAGUCCUUAGGCUUCACACUGUUGAGGAUGAGAGGAAGGUGGCGGAGGUCAGAAGAAUGCUGCAUGAGGAGUUACCCGAGGACAACUACCAGAUCCUUAAAGUCAUCGUACAGCUCCUCACUGAGGUCGUAGACCAUUCUGCCAUGAACAAAAUGAAUUCAUCCAACCUUGCCAUUGUGUUUGGACCAAAUUUGUUGUGGCCGAAAGGACAAGCCUCUCUGUCCAGUAUGGGAUACCUCAACAACUUUGCCAGACUUCUCAUCGAUAACUACAGACAACUUUUUGACAGAUAGCAGGUCAUGACCUGUAGCUAGUUCUCGGACAAACUGGUUCCUGUCCACACAAAGACACAAAUAUGUAAUACAUAAAAUCUCACCAUUGUCCAAAAAAAUUCCAUUUUUAUGGGUCUCUUCAACAAUUUUGGUUAUGAAAUUUCUAUUUGAAAGACAAUCGAAAUGUGAAGUGUAACGACAGAAUAGACCUUCCUAAUUAGUAGGCAGCUAGCUGUUGAAAUCAGUUCUCUUUUGUGGAACAUUUUCUCUAAUUUCAUUCCUGUGUGUUAUUGUAAUAAGGUUUCUUUUUGAGAUGAACGUGUUGUAUGAUUUUGACAUGGAACAUUUCGUCACUUUGAUAAAAAAAAAAAUACCAGUCAUGUGACCUAGUCAAAGGGGAAAAACUCAGAACACUAUGUAGCUGAUGAACAGCAAAAGUGGGCAAUUUGAUUGUGUAUUCCAUUGAAACAAACUUUUAAAAAAAAAAUGUCGUAUGUCAUAUAGGAUGUAAAACAUAUCCAAAAUGAGCUUAUAUACAAUGUACCAGCUAUUUCAUGAUAUGAAACUUUAAUGUAUGUCAUAUCUGCCUACGCGACCGUAAACUGAAAAUCACUUCAGUUGAAAAUUCAUAUUCGGUAAUUAUAAACCUUUCAACAUACCUGAAAUUGUUAAUUCAUGGGAAAUUGUAAUUUCAAAUAUGACUGAAUAUUUCAAAUAAUUUAUGCAUCAUGGGAACCCCUAAAGGUUUAUUCUUCAUUUAUGGUCCCAGGCCAGGUUUACCUGUAUAUAUAAGCAUGUCAUAUUUAUGAUAAAUAGGGUGUAAUAAGGCUCUGGUUCGUAGUAUUUGUUGUAGCUCGAUCUUCCAAACAUAGACCCAGGGAUCUAUAUAUGGGGAAACACAACAAAUCAGUCAUGGUUUUAAUACUCCAGUCGGUGGCUGUUGGCAUUGUAAUAAGGGAUUUAUAUCAAUUCACAUCAGAACAGGAUCAGUAAUUUGGUCAGUGAUGUACGUUGAUUAUGUAUGAAAUUAUUUAUGAUAAAACUUGUUAAAAACAUGAAGUAAGCCUUGACAUUUUGAACUGGACAUUCUUUGUUAACUAUUUAUAUUGAUUUUGUUUAUAUAUAUGAAUUGUUCUGUAAAGCAUUUUAUAUAAAAUAACGAAUGAUUCCA